Kickxella alabastrina is the source of this 1236-nucleotide messenger RNA. RefSeq lists its product as uncharacterized. Gene Ontology annotation, biological process: chromatin remodeling; positive regulation of transcription by RNA polymerase II. The record is from RefSeq and is a predicted model, not a curated record. The transcript has 8 exons. The coding region runs from base 1 to 1236 and encodes 411 amino acids. Gene Ontology annotation, cellular component: histone acetyltransferase complex. Gene Ontology annotation, molecular function: histone H3 acetyltransferase activity; protein binding. NCBI's taxonomy places the organism in Eukaryota, Fungi, Kickxellomycota, Kickxellomycetes, Kickxellales, Kickxellaceae.
AUGAACACAUACGGAGAAAAGUACGAGUCCCGGCAGAACGCAACGCGGGAUGGCGAUGCGCACGGUGUGCCAGCCAACGGCGGCAGUCGCAAGCGACCUCGUAGCGACGACGGAGAGGUAGACAUUGACGAUGGCGAGAUUAAAGACGACGGUGACAUUCUCGGUGAUGAAGAAGAAGAGGAUGACGAUGAGCAGGUUCCGUCCAAGGGCGAGGAAAAAACGGCAGCAAUGGAGCAACAACAAGGUCUGAUUCGUUUCGAAGUGGUGUACAAUGACAGCCAGGACGAGUCGAUGCGGCGGCUGACAGAGCUGAAAAAUAUCUUCCAGAAGCAAUUGCCCAAAAUGCCAAAGGAGUAUAUCGCCAGACUAGUAUAUGACAGAAACCACUCGAGCUUGGCUAUCGUCAAGGCGAACGGCCAUGUGGUUGGCGGCAUUACAUUCAGGCUUUUUGAGCAGAGGGAGUUUGCGGAGAUUGUUUUUUGUGCCGUGUCGUCAUCAGAGCAAGUGAAGGGAUACGGCUCGUUCCUCAUGAACAAUUUGAAGGAUUAUAUCUCGGCCAACACUCAGGCCAGUCACUUCUUAACUUAUGCCGACAACUACGCCAUUGGGUAUUUUCAAAAGCAGGGAUUUACCAAGGAGGUCACAUUCGAUAAGCGCUUGUGGAUGGGAUAUAUAAAGGACUAUGAGGGUGGCACACUGAUGCAGUGCUCGAUGGUUCCAAAGGUCGAGUACCUGAAGGUCAAGGAGAUUUUAGCCAAGCAGCGCGAGGCUGUGCUGGAGAAAAUACGAGCUAAGACUAGAUCACAGAUUGUCUAUCCUGGGUUGACAUGCUUCAAAGACAACCCUGAGAUUUCGGCAGUUGACCCGUUCAGCAUUCCUGGUGUUGCCGAGUCUGGUUGGACGCCUGAGAUGGAUGAAAUCAGUCGCAGGCUUGCCCGAAGCAAGCUAAAACAUGGCAGAUCAAUGUGCCUGGCCAUUCCAAAAGCCAGUGACCGCCAAGAAGUUCCCGACUACUACGUCGUGGUCAAAGAGCCGAUGGAUCUGAUGACUCUGGAGACUAAUACUGACGAAAACAAGUAUCCGACUCUUGAGUCAUUUAUCGACGACACGCGCAAGAUUUUUGCCAAUUGCAAAAAUUACAAUGGCGAGGGGACGCGUUAUUGGAGAUGCGCCACCAGCCUCGAAAAGUUCUUUGACGAUAAAAUUAAGGAAUGGAAGACCCGCUUGGCCAAAUGA